Molecule: messenger RNA, 1026 nt
Organism: Fonsecaea erecta
Lineage: Eukaryota; Fungi; Ascomycota; Eurotiomycetes; Chaetothyriales; Herpotrichiellaceae
Exons: 1
Coding region: 1-1026 (341 amino acids)
Source: RefSeq, a predicted model, not a curated record
AUGGACACACCAACGCCACCGCCACCGCCACCCCCCAUCAUCCUCUUCACCUACGACAUCUCGGUCUUCGGGCGCAAGAUGGACUGGUACUUCGCCCUCAGCGGGCUCAAGUACUUCCACUGCAUCGUGCUCAACCGGCUCCCCCGUCCCGUACUCGAACAGCUGGGCGUCCACUACCGGCGCAUCCCCAUCCUGGCCAUCGGGCGGGACAUCUACUGCGACACGCGCAUCAUCAUCGACAAGCUGGAGGAGCUGUUCCCGGCGGCACGGAUUUCGCCAAACAGUCCCUUCGAGAAAGGGCUGGCCCACCUGUUCGAGAACUGGCUCAUCGACGGCGGCCCCUUCUGGCGCACGGCCGGCCUGAUCCCGCCCACCGCCGAAGUCAUGCACGACCCGGCCUGGCUGAAGGACCGGUCCAGCAUGUCCGGCCGCUCCUUCGACAUGGACACCCUCAUGCAUAACCGUCCCGAAGCCUUGGCCCACGCGCGCAUGUACUUCCACCUGAUGGAGCACGAGCUGCUGGCCGACGGCCGCCGGUACCUGCUCGACACGCCCGAGCCCACCCUCGCCGACAUCCACGGCAUCUGGACCUUCGACUGGACCCUGCAACCGCGCAUGCACAUGCUCGAGUACCUCGAGAAGGACGUCAUUAGCGAGCAGCUGUUCCCCCGGACGUUUGCCUACGUCGACCGCUUCCGUAAGGCCAUCGCUCGGAAGCAGGAACAGCACGGCAUGCCCGAGGAGUUGUCGGACGCGGACACCAUCCAGAAGAUCCUCGCGUCGGAUUUCUUCGAGCCGGAAGGGACCGUCGACCCGGCCGACCCCCUGAGAUUGAAAAAGGGCCAGAUGGUCGAGAUUUUCCCCGUCGAGUCCGGCUUCACGCACCACGACAAGGGCGAGCUGGUCUCGAUCGGCGUCAAGGAGGUGGUCAUUGCGAGUAAACCCACCGUGGGCGAAGGACGGCUGAGACUGCAUUUCCCCCGAGUCAACUUUCGGAUCCAGCCCGUGGCGGAUGCGAGAUUAUAG